This is a messenger RNA of Arvicola amphibius (Eurasian water vole), 779 nucleotides long. Its product is annotated as leukocyte-associated immunoglobulin-like receptor 2. The transcript is spliced from 4 exons. Bases 148 to 687 code for a protein of 179 amino acids. NCBI's taxonomy places the organism in Eukaryota, Metazoa, Chordata, Mammalia, Rodentia, Cricetidae. The record is from RefSeq and is a predicted model, not a curated record.
UGUGCAAGAACAUCCUCUUCCUCUUUUGUAUUGGCUGUCAUCAUCCUGGCCUUUAGCCUGCUCUGUCCCAUGGGUGUGUCCCACAGUGUGAACUGUGUCACCAUUUCUGUGUUCUGUUUCUGUGAAGAUCUGGCAUGAGACACUGCCAUGGUCCUUGGAGCUGCUCUUCUUGGACUUGUGUUUUUAAUGGUUCAGAAGAUCUGGGCACAGCAUGGGCCAUCACCCCAGCCUUCCAUCUGGGUUGUUCCAGGAACUGUGGUUUCCAAAGGUAGUGAUGUGACCAUUUUCUGCAGGACCCUUCCAGGAGUGCCCACUGUGCGUCUAGCCCGUCUUGCACCCAGUACUGUGUGGUAUGAUGGUACCCCACAGGGAGCCCAGGAGGUGUUUGAAUUCAGUCUGCAGAAUAUAACACAGAGUAAUGCUGGGGUUUACUUCUGUGCAUACUUUAAUGGAAGUCAAUGGUCACGAAAUAGUAACAAGCUGGAACUGGUGAUGACAGGUAUUUAUAAUUCGAAGCCAUUCCUUACUGUUGAUUCAGGACCUCAGGGAAUCUCAGAAAGAAAUGUGACUCUCCUCUGUCACACACAUCAUUCCUUUGACAUCUUCAUCUCUGCAGAGGUGGAAAUGACUCCUUUCCCCAGAGCCUGCUCACAUCAGGACCACAGCGCAUCCCCAUCUCCCCUGUGAGCCCAGGGCACAGGAGCACCUACAGAUGCUUUGGCUCUCACAAACACAGUUCCUACUUGUGGUCACUGCCUAGUGAUCCGCUGAGUUUUCAA